This is a messenger RNA of Oikopleura dioica, 354 nucleotides long. NCBI's taxonomy places the organism in Eukaryota, Metazoa, Chordata, Appendicularia, Copelata, Oikopleuridae. The record is from the annotation of a GenBank genome assembly.
AUGAUUGUACCAAUCGAGCAAGUUAAGCCAAAGAAAAAGGGAGUCGCGAAAAAGAUGGUCAGCUUCUUCAAGAAACAAUUCGUCUCGUAUCAAUACCCAAUCAAGGAAAUUAACCAGAGAGCUCUUUGGAUCGAUACAAAUACCAAGACCAAUCUCGGCGCCAUGACAAAAGCUUCUGUCAACUCAGUCCUUCAUUGCCCGCCACCACCCUACCCAAAAUCUGUCGGAUUAGCUGCGAUGACUACGAAAGAAGAGCCUCCAAUGCACUCCCAGUUCUCUGACGAAACACUGAAGUAUGCCACCAUCCGAAGAUCCUACUCUGUCCGCUACCGUAGCGCUUCUCGUUACUACUAA